AUGAUGACCCAAGAGUCACCCGAGAUUCCCGAAGUAGGGGGGAAAUCAAACUAUGUACUUGGCCGGGGUACAACCGAAUCAAAACGACUGUCAGAUCAGCAUGAGGUCCUCCUCAAAGCAGCCGGAGGCUACUUUCCAGUCCCAUUAUCAAUUGAAUGCGAAAUGCUCGAGGCAAUCCUUGACAUUGGAACUGGUAAUGGCGCUUGGCUUUUAGGCCUUCGACAGUCGGGAAUAGUACCUACCUCUGUUGAGCUCUUUGGCGUGGACGUUAGUGAUAAAAUGAUGCCGAGUAUGGAGUUCGGCCGCAAGUUUGGCCUCAAUCUGCAAGUGAAAGAUCUAUGUGAACCUUUACCAAGUAGCUGGAAUGGGAAGUUUGACUAUAUACACGCGCGGCAUGUAUUCAUUUGGAUUGAGCCAUAUAAAUGGUUGGACGUUAUGUGCAAUCUGAAACGUGCCCUCAAACCAGGUGGCACUCUCCUGAUCAUGUACCCCGGUGAAGUGCCGUACAACCAUCAAACCGAGAGACCGCUGGGAACUGAUACCGCGCCUGGAAGAUUAUUUUCGGCAUUUCUACAAUAUACGGCAUCUGCCGGCCUACCGCGUCAAGCUGUGGCAUCUCUCCCCAAAUUACUACUUGAGGCUGGCUUCGACUCGGGUUCAAUAGUUACCACUACGAAACGAAUCAACCUUGGAAACGCGGAGCCAGAUUCAGCAUUGCGGCCUGCAUCCGCGCAUCAUCUUGACUUUUUGCUUGAAUUAAUGUAUAAUCAUACGGCCUCUCCAGAUGAUGGGCUUCCGUCCCCCGAUGAUCACGUUGGCUGGGAAAAUUUAUUACAAGGAUGGCGAGAAGCCACUCACGCAGGAUUUUUCUAUGAUCUUUGUAUAUUGUCCGCGAGAAAAGCGAAAAAUUGA
Messenger RNA from Puccinia triticina, 912 nucleotides. RefSeq lists its product as uncharacterized. The transcript is spliced from 4 exons. Lineage: Eukaryota; Fungi; Basidiomycota; Pucciniomycetes; Pucciniales; Pucciniaceae. The record is from RefSeq and is a predicted model, not a curated record. Bases 1 to 912 code for a protein of 303 amino acids.